Aspergillus ibericus CBS 121593 is the source of this 3779-nucleotide messenger RNA. RefSeq lists its product as uncharacterized. The record is from RefSeq and is a predicted model, not a curated record. The transcript is spliced from 3 exons. The coding region runs from base 70 to 3381 and encodes 1103 amino acids. Gene Ontology annotation, molecular function: protein binding. Lineage: Eukaryota; Fungi; Ascomycota; Eurotiomycetes; Eurotiales; Aspergillaceae.
CUUCCACCCUGUUCUGCUCCUUCUCCCUCCUCUGACCAAUCCUCUGGGGAUGCGCGACAUCUUGACUUGAUGCCUUCCAACGUUUACUGCCCAUUUUGUGGGGUCAUCUUACUGCCUGAUCCCUAUGGUGACGAUCCCGCGUCUCCCCAGACCCGCGUUCGCCCUUGGUAUGCUGAAGUUCGAGGCGUCUACGCAACCAAUCUUCCUGGCGGCCAGAUCACGAUCACCGGACUAGGGAUAGUACGCGGCCGGAAUAACCUCCACGCACCGCUUGACAACGACGUAUCCUACGUGGACGUGGGCCUUGGGGCGCUGGAGGAAUGGAGGCUCUGCGAACCUUCCGAAGGCCGUUGGUGCUUCGGCUUUCACAACUCGUGCUGGAGAUUGCUUCUCUUGAGGCUCGGCCCUGGUCAGGGUGACCAUCCAUCCCCGAAUCGGACGGCAAUUGCAGAGGCAGUCUUCUACCAGCUUUACUGCACCCCUUGCCUCAAUGCCUCCAGUUUCCAACUUGGCCACGACUACGGAGGUGCUGCGCAAACACACAAGCUUUUAGGGCGGCCAAGGCCGGCGGAUCUGAGCUCACACUUCUACGCUGACCCAUAUGCCAUCCCGUCCAUGGACGAUCUGGAAAAAAGCGCGUCUGACCUGCGCGAGGCACAUGGCGGCCCGCAUCGGCCCCUGUCGCCUAACGACUCGAGAGGAGAAAAAUGUGACAUGCUCAGACGACCCAACCGCAAUAUCUUCGAUAGGCUCUCACCCGAGCUGAAGUUAGAGACCUUUUCCUAUUUGUCCUUUGAUGAGAUCUUAACUAUGAGACUUGUCUGCCGUGGUCUAGCACGUCUCUUGAGACUCGAAUUGCUUCCACAGUCGUACUGGCGGAGUAGAUUCCUCCUAGGCCAAGAGGCCGAUUUUCUUUUCCCAAAGCUUACCGAGGCACACGACUGGUCCCGGCUCUUCUUGGGGACCAGGGCGUCGCUAAAGGCUGGACUCCAGCCCUUGACCAAUCGAAAACGAAUCCGCCAGCUGUUGGAGCCCAUCGCUGCUCUUGUGGACCUAGAUGCUGUCUUGCGGAGGAGCCCUUAUGGAUCUGCAUGUCAACCGGCAAACCGUGAAGGUAGCUGUUUCCAGCUGACCGAUGAGGAGGGUGCUGAAAGCCCGCCUCAGGUGCUAGAGAUGACCGGCUCUUUUUCUGGGCAGCUAGCCACUAUCAGUGCAGAUCGCCCCUUGAACGAGGGAUGCCGUGUGCUUUAUCGUAGGACACAGUCACUCAUGUCCCCGCCUCGGCAGAACCGACGGCGAAUCGGUAUCUCAACUGUUCAGAUUGGCGCACGGAGCUUUAUAUCGGGUGUGCACCUAUUUCCGUCGGGGGAAAGCAAUGCCAUUCACCGUUCGGUCGGAUAUCACAAUCCAUAUUCACAGAAGUGGAUAGACGUACCGAGCACUUCCCACCUUGAAGCACUCUCCGUGGCGUUUUGCUCGGAAGGGUUGACGGGAGUUAAAUUCACCUUCACACCUUCGGAUUCAUCGUACUGGGUUGGUGAAAGCAACGGUCCAGGGAUUGCUCAAGGCACGCUAAUUGUUCCGGAAAGGUCGAAUCGGAACUACCUGCUUGCGGGGUUAGAUCACUUCAAGAUCGUCUGGCUCGGCCUCGGCGAAUUGAUCGAACACCCCCGAGCAUCUUUGAAACCACACUCUCAAGGCGUACUGAACUCGUCUAGCGUGCAGUCCCAUUUGUGGACACCAGAGCCUCCAAUGCACGAUGGUUUGAUGCUUAGCCCCAUGCUACCGUCCCUGCCUUCCAGGGCCUUUGAGCCGCUGGCCAAUAUUGACUUCGGUGGCCAAAGAGGCCUGCGUCUCGGGUCUUUGACAUGUCUGACGUUCCACAUGGCAUCCCGUCCUCACCCACUGAUCGGGAUAGAAGUAUCAUCCUCUGAUGGAAAGUCGGUACUUUUCGGUUCUAAUCGUGGCUGUGGGAUCUCGUUUCCCGUCGCUGGCUCGAAGGGGGAGCGUGUCAAUGGCGUAAGCAUUCUGAAAGACAAUCGCGAGUACUACCCAACACCCGGCCUAGGUGGCUUGCAGAUCUCGACAAACUAUGGAAGGACUGCCACUUUCGCUCCCCUUCACUAUCAACUCGAUGCGGUUGUCGAGCCAAUACCGAUUUCACCACUCAGCAACAUCAUCACGGGACUUGUUUCCCACGACCUGGCACACCAAAACGGCUUUGUCCAACUCGGUGUCCAGUCCCAGCAGUGUGACGAGGAGGUCACGCUACCGGAUAUUCUGGAUCGUGGAUGUCAUGAGAUACCCGACGAUCAAGUCCGAUACGACCAGAAAUUCUCACAUUUCAUCAACAGUACAAAUCCUGGUAACUAUCAGACCUAUGCCUCGCUGAAGAAUGUUCGAAGAAUUCGGGCAUCCAUGGGUAUCCACGGGCGGUCCAGAUCCCCUAGUCGCAUAUCCGGCUUGAAGCUUGAGUAUUACAGUCAUCCAAGCCCAAGCGUAGUAGGUCAAUGGAUGAACGAGCUUGGAAACGGGUUUGAAAUCUCCCCGGAUGAGGAAAUCCAAUCAUUCACCAUCUGGCUCACUCCCAUGGGGUAUUCUACUGAAUGCCCCGGGCUGGAAGUAGGCCAAGUCGCAGCUAUACGCUUCGAAACCACGCAAUCUCGCUGUGUGACAUUUCGCUCUCCAGACUUUCAAAGCCUCCCACCGCGAAAGCUGCAGACCCAGUACAAGGGAGACUCUGACGAGAAACUGACAGCUAUGUCAUGGAUAUUGAACCUAUGUUCAGAUCGUGUCCGAGCGCUCGUUUCCGCGAGCGGAAGCCGGAGACCACCGAUAAUGGUUCCAGAACAGCCUCCUCCCUUUGACCAGGUUCGGAAACUUUACUUCGAGAGACGGAAUGGCGGCGGCUCUAGAGAGUCCGUACUUAGGGCCGACGCCUACUUUGAAGGUCAGGCGAUCAUCGGUCUUGCCUUCAUCUACAAGUCAGGGGCUAGAGCAAGCAUAGGGGACGUGGAUACCGACACCAGUCGAACAGUCCAUUUUGCUCAGGAUGCUAAAAUCGUUGGCUUGUCGGCUGCGGCCCGAGGACGCGAGCUUGUAGAAAUGGAGUUUGAGGUUGAACAGGGUGAGGGAUCUCGGUCCCAUAAGCUCAGUAUCUCCCGUAGUUCGCGGGAGGGACCGGCAAACACGGGCAAUUAUGACUGGCGGGAUGUAUGGUGCAAAGACCGGGCAUCUGCGGACAGCCACCAGCGGCUAGUGUCGCAUGACACCGUGUUCCCAGCACCGAGCGGGUCGAGGUUCGUUGGCAUUUAUGUGGGUUGCCAGGAGUUUUCGACUGUUGGAGCGUUAUAUGAGGCUGAUGUUUCUCCAAAAAUAUGAGAAGGAAACCGAGAGUCAUCAUUUGCAUUGCACCCACCCCCCUCCCCGGCCUUUCUCCUCUACAGGGAGCUGGGUCCGGGUAAUUGAUGGGGGACAAAAACGAUUGGGUGAAUUAUUCCACCGACGUCAAUGCAUAGUUUUUAAGGUGCCAAUGCGCACCAGUCCAUUUUUCCCGGGGGCGGGGGAUAAAAAUUUAGCCCGAGUUCCUGCCCCAGCGGAGAAUUUCACCAGACGCUAAACCCUUGACAAAUUAGUCCUUGCAAGUUGCAAGGUUGUGAAUGGUCCAUACUGUCCCUCCUUUUGUUCCCUGUAUUCUUUGGGGUAUACUGUUUGUAUCUCCUACCUAUCAUAAAAUGUUGUGAGCUACGGCUCAGGGGGUUGAAGAUGUUGGUUGUAUU